GUCGUCUUUCUCAUCGUUCUCCAGAAACUAGAAACCCUAAUUUCAAAUUCGAAAAUGGCGACACAAAAUCAAACCAUAAAUCUCACAGAUGCGAUAUUGACGGAGAUUAUAGCUAGGUUACCAUUGAGAAUCAUCGCUAGAUUCAAAUUAGUAAGCAAAACAUGGAAAUCAACAAUCGAAUCACUCUAUUUCCGUCGUCUCUUCGUGUCUCUGCACCAAAAAUCCUCAACGUCGUGGUCGCUAAUGAACUAUGGAGACGAAUUCUUUGGUUUCCAUGGAUGCGAGACAUGGGAUCUUCAAAAGUCUCUAUCUUUUUACAUCCCACCGUCUCUUCAUGUGAUCAAGGCUUCUUCCCAUGGAUUGGUUUUGAUUUCAGAUUAUGGUGAUUACUGUUUUGUGGGCAAUCCAGUUUUACGACAAUGGAUCAAAAUCCCUCCAGCUCCAGGUAAGUCUUCUGUGUUUGGUUUGGUGACUCGUGUGGACGACUAUGGCUUCGUUUUAGGCUUCAAAGUCGUUAGGUUAGCUAAAAUGCGACCGACUAGUAUUUACCUUUCAAGUGUAUUGAAUGUGUUUAUGUAUUCCUCUGAGACUGGGAUUUGGACUUCGAAGACAAUUCACUGCCCUUAUCAAAUCACCAACCCUGGUUCUUUGACUUUGGCUGGUACCAUUUACUUUUCCCAUCUUAGUGAACCUGGAUUACUCGUAGCUCAUGAUUUCUAUUCUGAAUCAUCCGAUCAAUUUCGGGUUAUACCUCUCCCGGAUCAUCCGAAUCACGACUUCAAAAGUGCUUUGACUUCAUCUGGAGGAUUUGCUAUGUAUAUCAGAACAUUAUCUGAAUCGUCGUCUAAUGAUUUCAAGGCUUGGAGGUUGAACAAUGAUUCAACUUGGCAACUUCUGUGGAAUAUCGCCCUCCCGAUAAGUCUUAUCAGUGAUUAUGUACCCAUGGCUAUGCAUCCAUUUGAUAGUGACAUUGUCUAUUUUUGGAGUCGAGAGAAUCGUCAUUUGGUAUCUUGUAACUUGCGGACACAGAACAAUAGAAUCCUCGGAGCCGAAGAUAAUGAUGAUGAUCAUGAAGAUUAUAUCUCGAAUAAGUCAAAUUGUGAGAAGGAAAUGGAUGAGAUAUGCGGCUUUAAAGUCUCGGCCGGGUUAUUACAACUCGUUCUCCCACGGUGGAUGGAAUCGGUGCCUCGUCCUCCUCAAGUUGAGAUUAUGAAUACAACUUCAGUAAUCUCUUACGUCACUUCAAUGCAAGAGACAAGAAGAAGGAAUAGAGACACAUAUGGUUAUUGAAUCAAUGAUUUCAAUUUGGUUUCUGGUUUUUUUCUUUUCUUGUCUUUUGGUUUCUCCAUAUGCUGCUUCUUUUAUCAGUCCAAUGACAUGUUGCCAUUUCAUCUUUCUAAGUUUUUACCACGAAUUCACUUUCUUGAAAAUAUGAUUUUUGUUAGCUUUACUUCCUUGAAUAGUAAAUUGAUGCGUUAUUU
Molecule: messenger RNA, 1481 nt
Organism: Arabidopsis arenosa
Lineage: Eukaryota; Viridiplantae; Streptophyta; Magnoliopsida; Brassicales; Brassicaceae
Source: the annotation of a GenBank genome assembly